AUAUAAGUCAGUCAGAAUUACGCUCAGUCAGUUCCAAUUAGCGGGGACGCAAGACCAAAAGGAUGUUCAAAUCUUUCGCAGUGGUUGCUCUUUUGGCCGCGGUUGUUUCCGCCAGUCCCCUGCUUUCCGCAAAGAUUGGCGGAUUUCCGACGGCGCAUCAUCUACCCGGUAGAAUAAUAAAUGGAUCGGAAAUAUCAAUAGAGGAAUACCCUUACCAAAUAAGUCUAAUCCUGAAGGGAGAGGGUCAUUUGUGCGGUGGCAGCAUAAUAUCAAAAAAAUGGGUGUUAACAGCAGCCCAUUGCGUCGUUGGUACAAAGCCGAGUGACUUUGUUGUCAUUUCUGGUAUGACGGACAUGUCGAAGGGUGGUACGAAUCAUCGCAUUGCCAAACUGCUUCCUCACGAAAGUUUUCGGUUCAAUAGUGAUGGUAUCAUGAUAAACGAUAUUGCCCUCGUUCAAGUUAUCGAUCCGUUUGAAUUCGGGGAUAAGUGUCGAGCUAUAUCGCUCUUUGCCAUGAACGAAAAAUCGACAGUUGGGUCAGUGGGCACAGUGACCGGGUGGGGUCUGGAUGCGAAUGGAGAAUAUCCCGACAUUCUCAACAAAGUUGAAAUACCGGUCAUUUCGAAAGAAAAAUGUAACCGCAUGUACCAGGAAAUCGGUGGAAUCGAGGCAGGUCAAAUGUGCGCCGCUUACGAAGAUGGCAUGCGGGAUUCGUGUACAGGUGACUCCGGUGGUCCAUUCGCCAUUUACGGACGUCUUGCUGGAGUCGUUUCAUGGGGUCGUAAAUGUGCCUUGGCUAAAUAUCCCGGUGUCUACACAGAGGUUGCUUCUUAUCGCGAUUGGAUUAGGAUCAACUCUGGGGUUUGAGUCUGCGUUUUAAAAAUCAGCGAUUAUUCGAGUUUGUAAAUAAAGAGGCUCUAAAUACUAUUUAAAGCUCCAUUAGCGAA
This is a messenger RNA of Venturia canescens, 946 nucleotides long. RefSeq names its product trypsin-5-like. The record is from RefSeq and is a predicted model, not a curated record. Gene Ontology annotation, biological process: proteolysis. The transcript is spliced from 2 exons. Gene Ontology annotation, molecular function: serine-type endopeptidase activity. The coding region runs from base 63 to 866 and encodes 267 amino acids. Lineage: Eukaryota; Metazoa; Arthropoda; Insecta; Hymenoptera; Ichneumonidae.